UGUUUAAUGCGCUGGUAUGAUAUAACAUUUGUGUUUUUUUUAUCACGGCAGUAAAGGCUAGUGCGACUGGAUUACACCACAGAGAGUGUCUUGUUUUUCUAAAUCCGUCUGUUUUUUUAGACCGAAGAGUGCUUAACUUGUUGAACAAAAUGUCUUGUUAGGGUUAAACGUGACCUUGCUUUUAACCGUAAACUUAUAUUACAAGUAAAACCGUCCUAAAAUGAACAUUUUUUUAAGGAAAAGGACAAAAACGUUAAUUGAAUGAACGCUUUAUUUUAAUAGUUUAACACGGAAAACAAUCAGUACUAUUUAGAUUCAGUUAUUAAAGUAAACUACUGCUUCACAGACCAACAGUUUAGGAUAAGGAUUACAUGAAGUCUGUUACAUAAAAAGCUGAAAUACAUGCCUUAUAAUAUAGCAAACAUGUAGUGAAAUUGAUUUCCAUCAUCACGCAUUUAUGAAUAAAUUACAGCCACUGAUUCGAGAUGUAACAAAAACAAGUUAAAUAUAGUAUAUUCAUGCUCAAACUAUAGAAUUAGGAGUUGUGUUAAAAACUACAAAUCCUAGACUGCGUUUUACAGCCCGCUCCUCUCCCAAUGAUUUCGGUAUGGGUCAUGUAGUUGGUGGCGCUUCCCUCAUGUCAGCAGUGUGCACUGCGCAGGGCUUUGUGUUCAACUACAGUACCCACACGCCACUGUAGAGCCGCUGUUAUCCGGGAUAUCUCACCGCUGCUGUUUCUCUCCUUAGUCUAGCGCUCUCUCCUUUUUAGCGGACUGGUACAACAGGGUAGGAUUACUAGAAGGAAUACAAAAACAUAAGCAAAAAUGGCAGAGCUUGGAGCGGGGAGCCUGCUAACAGGAGAUCCUGCUUUUAAUUAUCAAGAGCAUGAGCUAAACGAGCGUUUGAAGCGGCUGUACCCGGCCGUGAAUGAGGAAGAGACCCCCUUACCCCGAUCUUGGAGCCCCAAGGAUAAAUACAGCUACAUCGGACUCUCACAGAAUAAUCUGCGGGUGCAUUACAAAGGCCACGGAAAAAACCACAAGGAUGCAGCGUCUGUACGGGCCACCCAUCCUAUCCCUGCCGCUUGUGGCAUCUACUACUUUGAGGUGAAGAUCGUAAGCAAAGGAAGGGAUGGGUACAUGGGAAUUGGACUGUCUGCUCAGGGGGUCAACAUGAACAGACUGCCUGGUUGGGACAAGCACUCCUAUGGUUACCAUGGUGACGACGGACACUCCUUUUGCUCCUCAGGGACUGGCCAACCAGGAGCAUGUGUAGACCUUCUGAACAGACUCUCAGCUCUCUCUUUUUGUCCCUGUCUCUCAUUUCAGCCUAACCUGUACCCCACAGUAGGGCUACAGACUCCAGGGGAGAUAGUAGAUGCUAAUUUUGGCCAACAGCCUUUUGUGUUUGACAUUGAGGACUACAUGAGCGAAUGGAGGGCCAAGAUCCACAGCAUGAUCGCCCGCUUCCCCAUCGGAGAAAGACUGGGAGACUGGCAGGCGGUUCUGCAGAAUAUGGUGUCCAGCUACCUAGUGCAUCAUGGAUAUUGUGCCACAGCAAUGACCUUUGCCAGAGCCACAGAGACCAUGAUCCAAGAGGACCAAACCUCAAUAAAAAACAGACAGAGAAUACAGAAGCUGGUAUUGGCAGGACGUGUUGGAGAAGCCAUUGAUGCAACACAGCAGUUGUACCCCGGACUCCUAGACCAUGACCCCAAUUUACUCUUCAUGUUGAAGUGUCGGCAGUUUGUGGAGAUGGUGAAUGGAACAGAUAGUGAGGUACGGUGCUUUAGUGCCCGCUCUCCUAAAUCACAGGACAGCUAUCCUGGCUCCCCCAACCUGAGCCCGCGGCACGGAGCCACCAACGCUCACUUGCACAACACAGGAGCAGACAGUCCCACAUGCAGUAACGGGGUCACCCCUACUAACAAAAAUAAGAGCCACAACAAAUACACAGGCGUAAGCUCUGCCUCCUCCUCUCCAUCCUCCUCUCCUUCCUCCGUCAAUUACUCCGAGUCCAACUCUACCGACUCCACCAAGUCCCAGCCUCACAGUGCCACCAGCAACCAGGAGACUAGGUCUGUGUUGUUGUUUGGUGAUAGUGAGAUGGAAAUCGAGGCAGAACAUUACAGCAAUGGCGUGACAGAAAGCUCAACCCGCAUUAUGAAUGGCACAUACAAACACCAGGAAAUCCUGCAGGCGGAUGACAACAGUGUUGGCAAUGGAGUAGCAGGUACAGGACAUGCUCGCACACCACAUAUGCAGGACUUUCAACGUCGUACGCAACAGGCUGUGAGAAUGCCUUUUGUUCAGGAUGCAUUCAGUCUGCUGGCAUACUCAGACCCCUGGAACUGCCCCGUGGGCCAGCAGUUGGACCCCAUGCAAAGAGAGGCGAUCUGCUCCGCUCUCAACAGUGCUAUUCUGGAGUCUCAGAAUCUGCCCAAACAGCCUCCACUCAUGCUGGCUCUGGGUCAGGCCACCGAGUGCGUGCAGCUGAUGGCCAAGGUUCGCUCUGGUUCCUGCUCCUUCGCCAGAGUCGACAACUUUUUGCACUAGCACCAGUCCAGACAAGAGCACCAAGGCAGUGUUCGGGACAGCUAAGCGGAGGUCUUUCCAGUUGGUUGCCAUAAGGAGAACACGCGUUUGAAUUGGUGUGUCGCUUGCCGUUUGCCAGAAGCAGCCGAGCAGAAUGAAUAGAAACAUGAGAAGAGAGGCUUCUUUUUAAUUUAGUAUUAUCAAAUACAAAUUGUGUGACACUAUUUAAAGAUAAUUAAUUAUUCUGUUUAUCUAGUCAUUUUUAUUUUAGUUUAUAUUUUGUCCGUUUGUUGUGCUCAUCUUGAAACAAAUCAACUUCCCAAACUAUUUUUUUUUUCAUGGGUGAAUUCAGUGCAUAGUAUUUCAAGCGUACCAUAUCAACAAUAUACAUAAUGGUAAGUUCCUACUGAAAAUUUGAGCUACGCACUCUGGUUUUUCUCAGUCAGAGCUCAGGUAUUUAGACAUCGUCAGAGCGGGAUGUUUGCGGACACAGGUGUCGCUUCACCAGAUCAUACUGUGGGUUUUUAAGCAGGUCCUUUUCUAUGUACAAGCCAAUUCUGUUUUUUUUUUUUUUUAAUUUGGUCAACCUUAACAGCCCCUUUAGCAAUUAAAUGGACGUUGGUGUUGCGCAUAUGUGAAUUAAGCGUGACUUUACGAUGUUUUUGUGCGAGAGGGUGAGAUAAUGCAUGGCUCCUAGCGUCUUUUAAGCUACUUUAGUAUCUCAGGCACCAGCACGAGUUUCAUUAGACACAAUCACACAGUGAGGACGCAGACUUGCCUUUGGGUCCAAUGUAGAUGACUUAUAUUUUCAACCAUAGACCUUUGCCCAAAAAUAAAUCUAUUUUACCAAUAUUUUACCAUCUUUAUAGCAGUGGGUAUCGUGCAAAUGUCAACCCUCACUUUUUUUAAGUUUUAAGUUAGGUAUAUUGAAGUUAACAAGUGGUUUUCUGAUUUUUGUGGCUGUACCAAAUAAAAACGCAAUGCUUUUGACAAAAGAAAAUUAAGGUCAGUAGUUUGAUUACUGAGAAGCUCCACUGAAACUUGCAGACUAACUUUGUAUACGAAGUCUGUACGUUUUAUACCCAUGUGAAUAGUGUCACCGUGUUGAUAGUUCUGCUGUUAGAUUAACAACUACAAACUGACACCGUUUCGACUUCUGUUGUUUUAUUAGUUGUUAAGUACUGUUGUUCAAGUUUCUUACCAUUGGAUGCACUGUACUUCAAUUAAUGCACAUGAUGCAUUACUGUAUCUGUCUACCUCUCCUGUUCAGUAAUGGAGGGACAGAGUAUGAACUUGCAGCAUGCAAGACAAUUGACUGACCCAGCGUUCCUGCAAAUGAACAGAAACAAACAAAAAAAGAAGUAUUUAUUUAGCACCUAGAACAUCUCCUUAAAUUGCAAUCAUCUUUGUUGCUCCAGAAUUUCACCUCGACCUCGUGUCAGUGCAGUUGUUUUGGUUUUCCCCUCCUUUAGCAAUCUUUUUCUUGGCCUUUGUAAAUGUGAUGUUAACUGGCUCAGGCGCUUAACACUUUUUAUUUCCCAUUAGCAGCCUGUGUUUCUUUGUUCUUUCUUUUAAUCUGGUUGCCCACGGAGGAAGAACUAUAAAUCGAUCCCAUGUCAACCCAGCAUUUUACUUGCCAGCAUGCCGCCGUGGUGUUGAAUGUAGCUUAGCCGAUUUUAUUUCCCACAUUUUUUUGCUGCUGGCCAUCAUGAGAUUGUUACAUUCCUGUAUCGACACCUGCUUUUGUUCAUUUAUACCUCAUUUACUCUUAGGACAGUGCUGUCUAGCUUGUUGUGUCAUGACAGGCGUUUUAACAAGGUAUGUGUAGUGCAGGUUGACCUGGCAGAAGUCAGAGGUCACGGGGUCGCUGGAAGGUUGCAUUUGCUCCUCAAUAGCUAAAAUAAACUUGGCCUUCCCAACUCUGGAGUUACAUAAUGGAUAUAGUUCGCUAACGCAGAGUAACAUCACAGAUUACACUGUUUGGAGCCCCACCAUUUGUUUUUAGCGGUGUUUAUGUGUCAGUCUGAUUGUGUGGGGCGGGGAUUUUACACAUCCUGAUCCCAAACGAUCUUGUUUUACUGUUUUACGCCGCUAAAUGGGUCAAUUUGGUUGUUAAAUGGUGGUAUAUUGUUGCAUGGGGACAUCUUGUGUAACUUUUUACUUAAGUUUGAGUUACAAAAUGGCAGUUUAUAUAGAAGCGCUCCUACUUCUACUGACCUGUACAUUGUUGAUCUUUUGUCAUGGGGCGGCUUUUUAAUGCCAAAUAUGUUUUGGAACUCAUCAUAAUCUAACCACCUAUAAUGAAUAUUGUCAUUUUAAAAUAAUCCAUCAUAGAACUUCUUAUUGGCUUUAAAUAGGGACCUACGUACAUACUGUAUAUGGAAGGGAAGAGAGUAGCAAAAUCUUUGUCGAGAUCAUCGUAGUCAUGUGAUGAUGUUCCUGCCUCAAAAGACAAUGGAGCAGGAUGAAUGGAAUGGAGUACAGCAAGCUGUGCACAAUUUACUUCUAUUAUGAUUUUAAUUUUAUUUGAGUUUUCUUUUAGCAAUUGUGAAAUGGGUUACCCUCUACUUAGCAUGAACCUUUAAAAACCUUUAAAACAACAUAAAAAAGAAAAACGACUUAAAAAGAAAAAAAAAAGAGA
Sinocyclocheilus anshuiensis is the source of this 5175-nucleotide messenger RNA. It is a transcript of the gene ranbp10, whose product is annotated as RAN binding protein 10. NCBI's taxonomy places the organism in Eukaryota, Metazoa, Chordata, Actinopteri, Cypriniformes, Cyprinidae. The transcript is spliced from 13 exons. Bases 825 to 2555 code for a protein of 576 amino acids. Gene Ontology annotation, molecular function: protein binding. The record is from RefSeq and is a predicted model, not a curated record.